UUCCGCUCGGGAACACGGCGCUCGCGCGCUUCACGCUGGGCAUCUCCUGGUCCAACGCGGUCUACUACAGCGUCGUCUCCUGCACGACGAUCGGCUACGGCGACGUCGGCGGGCUCGCGGACGCGCCGGGCUGGACGCGGAGCCUCUUCGCCGUGUACACGCUCGUCUACGUGGCCAUCUUCACGGCGUCGAUCCACGAGUGCUUCGUCGUGCGGCACCGGCAGCGCAUCUCGUCGGGCGCGGAGGCGAUCCCGAACGCGCGCGAGCUCGAGGAGAUGCUGCUGCUCAAGUUCGCGCGCCUGAAGCAGCGCGACGUCGACCACGGCGUCGACCCGGAGCUCACGGAGGCGGACUACAUCGUGAGGACGCUGCUCAACGGCCAGUUCGUCGACCCCCAGCUGCUCGUCGCAAUCCAGAGGGCCUUCUACUGGACCGCGCUCGGCGGCGACGGCGAGCGGUCGACGAUCUCCGUCGACGACGUCCACGAGGAGCACCGCGCGGAGGCGCGGCGCCGGUCGCUGACCGUGGAGCACCUGAACUUCGUCGGCGAGAAGCUCUUCACGGCGUCGGGCCACAGCCUCAGGGACCUCCGCCAGUACGCGGCGACGCACGACCAGGACAAGCUCCGCUGGCGCCGCGACUACUGGGACGCCAAGGUCGCGGAGAUCCGCCGAAGCGAGGCCGACGACGGCGACGACGGCCGCGCGUCGCGGCGGAUCCUCGCCAAGGACCGCUUCCUCCGGGCCGUCGAGCGCGUCGAGAAAGUCGUCGCCGUCGGCGCGGCCGCCGCGCCGAAGCGGCCGACGCCGGGCCAGGUCGCGCCGCUCCCCACCUGCGACGAGGAACGCCGGCCAGAGCCGGAACCCGAACCCGCACCCGACCCCGGGCCCGCGCCGAAUCCGAACAAGGUCCGCCUCGAGCCCCUCGUGUGUGUACCCAUGGGCUUCGAGGCAGCCCUCGCGAGCGACGCGGAGCAGGCGCAGCUCGUCGCGCUGCGCAAGGCGCUCAACGCCGUGCCGCCGCUGCCCGGGCCGGCCCUCGACGACGACCUCUGCCUGUCUUUUUGA
Molecule: messenger RNA, 1067 nt
Organism: Aureococcus anophagefferens
Lineage: Eukaryota; Pelagophyceae; Pelagomonadales; Pelagomonadaceae
Exons: 3
Source: RefSeq, a predicted model, not a curated record